AUGGAGCCCGAGAUACCCGAAGGGAUAGAAGAGGUCGAGGGUGAUGUAGACUUUCUGCAGCUGCUGCGAGAUUCCUGGGAGCUGGCAGCCAUAUCCCAGUUUUGCAGAAUCUUUUCUGAAACUCUUAAAAUCCGCCCGUUCAGCACGGACAAACUCGAAGCUGCCAUCUUGGAACCAGAUGAACAUGGGGUUUUUCUCUCUUCCCUGCUCUACCUCCUUCUUAGACCAGCGAAGGAGACGAGAGAGCCCUACAUUGAGCGGGAGUCCGUUGUAUGGGAGGAGCUGCUCAAGCGGAAGCUCGACGCCCAGUGGCCGCAGGCGUUCACGGCUCACCCAAUGGCCGGGGGGGACUUCUACACCAUAGACCCGGUGUCCCGGAUGAACAUACUUUACGCCCUGUGCGAGUGGAGGCUGGAUGAGUGUGCCUCGGUACGGGACGUCAUCAGACAAGCGUCAGAGAAUCCCGAGACGGCAGAUCAGCUCCGACACGAACCAAUUGGCGAGGACUCGAAGGGCAAUCGCUACUUCCACUUCGCAGACGACAGCGAGGACUGUCGGCUGUACCGGGAGGAGGCUCCUCGCAAGCGUCUUGGCAAGAAGAACAAGGACAAAAGUGAUGAAGCUCUGUGGGAGACGGUUUGCACUACUUUGGAGGACAUGUCAGACUUCGCAGCCAAGAUGAGCGCGUCCAGGAAUAAGAACGACAAGGCUCUGCACGACCUGCUCACAACCAGCGUGCUGCCCAAGCUCAUGGACACAGUGCAGGCCCGCAGGAAGGCAGAAGAGAGGGCAGCAGCACUUGAAGCGAUGCCCAAAAAAAGGUCCUCGAGGUUGCAGGUUCUGCAGAUCAAGAAGGACGAGGAGGAGCGAAAGAAGAAGGAGGAGGACGAGGAGAGGAGCCGAAUGGAGAAAGAGAGGGAGCGGCUGAGGAAGGACAGGGAGCGCGAAUUGCGCCUGAAGGCCAGGCAGGAUGAGGAGGAGCGGCUGCAGAGGCAGGCGGCAGAGCUGCGGCGGAAGCUGGCGGGCAUCCACCCCGACGGCCCCUCGCGGGAGGAGCGCUACUACCGGCGGCUGCAGCAGAUCGACAAUGGGGAGAUCCCAUCGCGAGGCACGCGCCGAUGCUCAAGCGAGAGCAGGGAUGUGUCAGCGAGCGAGCCUUCCAAGUCGCAACCGCAGCAGCAGCAGCAGCAAGGCACACUGUCAGAGGAUGCCCCGGAGCACAACAGCCCGGAGCGCAAGCCCACCCCGCCGCUGCCCAUUCCAAAGUUCCACCAGCCCCUUGAUUUCCCUAUGCCGCCCAUGGGCGCGAUGGAUGCAGAACCUCUGAGCUUCAACCCGCACGACGAGCAGCCACAGUCCUCAGCGCCCUGGCAACAGCAACACAACCCAUACCGGCAGCAGAGAGAAGGAUUCCAGCAGGAGCAACAGCAGCAGCAGCAGCAGCAGGAGGCUUAUGGCAAUCCUGCUGGGCGGCAAUUGCGGCAACGCGGCGGGCAUCCAGGGCAGGCGGCGCGCGGAAGGAAGCGGGAGCAUUCGCCGGGGUGGUCGCCGAUGGGGCUGCAUGUGGUGAAGCGCCACCGCGCGCUGAGGACGCGGCCAAAUCGCAACACCAGCGCAUUGGCACGUUUCGGCAAGCCGCUGCCGCCGCCGCGCAUGGACGACUACUACGAGGGCUCCGACCUGGACCUGUCCUCCGAGAGCGAGGGGCCCGUGUACAAGCCGCAGUCGAGAGCUGACAGGUCAAGGAGGAGGCAGAAGGACUCGGACAGCGAUCCAGAUUACGAGGGUGAAAGGAGCGAGAGGAGCGGGCGCUCGGCCAAAGCACGUGCCGCAGCCAAGCGCAGCACAGCCAGUAACACUGCACGGCCGGGUGGGGGAGCACAGCACCAGGGCUUCCAGAGCCAGCAGAUGCAGGCACAACGCAUGCAGGAGAUGGAGAUGCAGCGGCGCCAGCUGAUGGCGCGCUAUCAGAACGCCAGCCCAGCCGAGCAGCAGCUCAUAAAGCAGCAGCUCCUGGCGCAGCGGCAGCAGCAGUACCUGCAGCAGCAACAGCUGCAAAUGGCUGGCAUGCAGGGCGGGGCCCAGCCGGGCAUGGGUGCCUAUGACGCGCAGGCAAAGCAGGCAGCGCUGAGGCAGCAGCUGCAGCAGCAGCAGCGGCAGGAGGUGCUGCGGCUGCUGGGCACUCUGACGCCAGAGCAGCGAGAGCAGCUGUCACGCUUGCCCCCCGUUGCACAGAACCAAUUCCUGGGUCAGCUGCGGCAGCGCCAUGUGGAGCAGCAGCAGGUGGCUGCGCAGGAGGCCGCUCGGCAGCACGAGAUGCAGCAGCGCAUGCUUGCCAGCCUCAAUCCGCAGCAGAUGCAGCAACUGCAGGCCAUGCCCAAGCCCCAGCAGCAGGCGGCGCUGAGCUCCCUCACGCAGCGAUUUGCUGCACAGGAGCAGGCACGCCUCAUGCAGCGGCAGCAGGCGAUGCAGCAGAUGCAACAGGCAAAUGGCCCUAUGGCACAGCCCAUGUUGCACCAGCAGCAACAGUCCCAGCACGGUUUCACUUCCUUGGGCUUUCAGCAAAGGUCCCAGGAGAGUAUGCCAGGCAGCAGCGGGGGCAUGUACUCUCCUCGCGCAAUUCAGGGAGGCCAGCAGCAGCGAUCCCAAUUUAUCCCCACACAGCCCAUGAUCCCCACUGGACCACCCACCAACGAGAGGAGCUUUGCGCCGCACAGUGCAGGCAACGGUGUCGCCUCGGAUUGGGCCAGGCAGGCCGGGAUGCAUCCGGCGAUGCAGAAAGCGUCUGCCGCAUUUGAACCGCAGGCGAUGUCUGCGCCGAGCAUGCUGGAGCCUCUCCCAGUGUCCUUUCCCCCGCAGAGCGGCAGUGCUGCUUUCAGCCAGGGACACCCGCAACAGCCUGUCAGCGGUGCCCUCACCUCAAUGCCAUCUGCCUUGCGGCCUGGCCCGUCAGAGCAGGCACAGCAGCAGCGCACCUCCUCGCCGUUUGUGCCGCAGGAGAUGCAGGGGGCAAGCCGGCCUUCUGUGGGGCAGCGAGUGCCUGGCGCAGAGGUUGCUGGCCGGGCUGCGUUGCCGGGAUCGCCGCGCUACAGCGCACCCGUCACGACCGGUCAAGACAAAGCGCAGGACGCCGGCGAUCGUGCAGGGGCUCCCACUUCCCAGGUGACCUCCGGGGCGUCUCAGGGCAGCCAGCCCUUCCAGCAAGCUGCCGUAGCUGCUCAGCCGCCUGAGGCAGGGCCCUCGCACAGCCCGCCAGCGCGGCCGCUGUCGGCCGGGCAGUCGCCAGGCCUGCUCAUCAUCACGUCAGCCGCGCCGUCCACCGCAGUCGGCCUGGCAGAACCCUCCGCCCCAGGCGCCGGGGUCUCUCCCGGCGACGUGGCGGCUGAGGGAAGCCAGGGGCCGCGAGAGCUGUUCCAGCAGGAAGAGCCGGUGUUCCCUGACAGCGAGGAGCCUGAGGGGAGGUGCCCCAGCCCGCUGCCUGUGAGCAUCGACGACUUUGGGCAGCCGGACGACCUGCCGGACAUGAUGGCCGAGGACCUGCCCUGGAACUCGGAGCGCUCUUCCCCGCCAGAAGAGCCCGCGAGCACAGCGAGUGCCGGGGACGGCGCACCGCAGACAGGGCCAGAUUCUGGCGUGCCACAGGAGGAACCCAGCAGCGCUGGAGCUGAUGUCCAAGUGUUGGAGCUUGGAGAAACGGCGCCUUCAGAGGGAAAUGGUCUGGUGCAGUCGUGA
This is a messenger RNA of Coccomyxa subellipsoidea C-169, 3732 nucleotides long. RefSeq lists its product as hypothetical. The transcript is spliced from 17 exons. The record is from RefSeq and is a predicted model, not a curated record. Lineage: Eukaryota; Viridiplantae; Chlorophyta; Trebouxiophyceae; Coccomyxaceae. The coding region runs from base 1 to 3732 and encodes 1243 amino acids. Gene Ontology annotation, biological process: regulation of DNA-templated transcription. Gene Ontology annotation, cellular component: RSF complex.